AUGUCCCAACCGACUGCUACUGGAGUGAAGAGACACGCUGAUGACAAUGACCGAGAUGGUGGCCAUCCACUAUCAUACAAGCGCCUGAAAGACGCAACCAAGAACAUAUCACCUAUCCAAGAGAUCGGGGCAGAUCUUCCCCAUGGCUUAGGGACUCACAUCCCCAACCUGGAGGUCGCCAAUAGAAAUGACUACUCAUCGCCAAACAGCUGCUCUGAAGACUUUGCGCUGAAGAGACAGAGUAUGACUGCAGAAGACCUCGAGAAGGCUUCCAAGAGGUACCGGCGGUCAAAGAAGUCGACAAAAAACAACACGGAUGACUACGGACUGAUGCCAGGAGAGACGCCGUACCGAGACUGGCCUGGACCUAGUGCAAGGGAGUGUCAGGUCGUCCAUGACAUCCUCGCUCAGGAAUAUAAGCAGAGAGAGCAGAGUGAAGAGCCUGCAAAGCGCAAGGCACUCAACUUUAUCCAACCAGCCAAGAUACCGCCAGCUUCCGCUAGCGUCGCUGGAUGUGGAGAAGUGCCAUGCUUGGUUGAUGCUAUGAUAAGAACAAUCAUCAGCCAGUCUGUCACUCGAGAAAGCGCCGACAAGGUUAUAGAGAAUAUCAUCAAGCUGGUUGGUAUGCUUGACGAGAACGGAUCUGGUUCAACGAGCAUUAAUUGGAAUGCUCUUCGACAUGCACCGGAAGAUGCAGUGCUGGAGGCCUUCCGACCGGGUGGACUUGGUCCCACAAAGUACAAGGCUAUCAAGGCUUGCCUGAAAACAAUUCGCAAAGAUAACAAGAAGAGGGCCAAGACUUACCUGGAAGACAACGAAACGGGGAAAACAGCAGAAUUGGGACGAGACCAGAAGGAUCACCAGCUGAGCAAGAUCAAUGCGGGCAUACUGACACUGGAUCACAUCCGAGUCAUGGAGCCACAUGAAGCAAUGCUGGAACUCGUCAAGUACCCCCAGGUCGCAGUGAAGACUGCUUCUUGUCUUCUUCUCUUCAACUUACAGAUGCCCAGUUUUGCGGUUGAUACCCAUGUGCAUCGGAUGACCAGAUGGUUGGGAUGGGCCCCAAUGAAGGCGAACCACAACGACACGUAUAUGCACUGCGACUUUCGAGUACCCGACCACCUUAAGUACGGACUUCAUCAGCUGUUCAUUGAGCAUGGAGGAAACUGUUUCCGCUGCCAAGGGAACACCGUGGAAGGAACUGAGAAGUGGCACAGUACUGUCUGUCCACUCGAGCACCUUCUGACCCGUGUCAAGAAACAAAGCCAGGCGAAGGUGAAGAACAAGAGUGUGGGAGAUUCAGGAACCCUUGAUGAGUGGGUACAAGUUACCAAACCUGAAGCCAGUGGAUGA
Messenger RNA from Colletotrichum phormii, 1353 nucleotides. RefSeq names its product DNA glycosylase. The transcript is spliced from 2 exons. The record is from RefSeq and is a predicted model, not a curated record. NCBI's taxonomy places the organism in Eukaryota, Fungi, Ascomycota, Sordariomycetes, Glomerellales, Glomerellaceae. Gene Ontology annotation, biological process: base-excision repair. The coding region runs from base 1 to 1353 and encodes 450 amino acids. Gene Ontology annotation, molecular function: catalytic activity.